This is a messenger RNA of Hansenula anomala, 618 nucleotides long. It is a transcript of the gene YPT7, whose product is annotated as Rab family GTPase YPT7. The record is from RefSeq and is a predicted model, not a curated record. Gene Ontology annotation, biological process: regulation of vacuole fusion, non-autophagic. Gene Ontology annotation, cellular component: fungal-type vacuole membrane; late endosome; phagocytic vesicle. The transcript has a single exon. Bases 1 to 618 code for a protein of 205 amino acids. NCBI's taxonomy places the organism in Eukaryota, Fungi, Ascomycota, Saccharomycetes, Phaffomycetales, Wickerhamomycetaceae. Gene Ontology annotation, molecular function: GTPase activity; GTP binding.
AUGUCAUCAAAGAAGAAGACCCUUUUGAAAGUUAUCAUUUUAGGUGAUUCAGGUGUUGGUAAAACAUCUUUAAUGCAACAAUUUGUCAAUGGUAAAUUUUCCCAUCAAUACAAGGCCACCAUUGGUGCAGAUUUCCUAACAAAAGAGUUAACAAUAGAUGAUAAGUCAGUCACAAUGCAAUUAUGGGAUACUGCUGGUCAAGAACGUUUCCAAUCAUUAGGUGUUGCUUUCUACAGGGGUGCUGAUUGUUGUGUAUUAGUUUAUGAUGUUACAAAUCAGAAAUCUUUUGAAAAUAUAUCAUUAUGGAAAGAUGAAUUUUUAAUUCAAGCUAAUGUUAAAAACCCUGAAAAUUUCCCAUUUGUUAUAAUUGGUAAUAAAGUUGAUGUUGAUGAUUCUAAGAAAGUGAUAAGCACUAAAAAAGCACAACAAUUUGCUAAUAACUUGGGUAAUUUACCAUUAUUCCAAACAAGUGCUAAAGAAGCUGUUAAUAUUGACCAAGCAUUUGAUGUUAUCGCUAGAAAUGCAUUACAACAAGAAGAAAACGAUGAGUUCAAUGAUGAAUUCAAUGAUGCUAUCAAUAUUCAACUAGAUAGUGAAAAUAAUAGUUGUGCAUGUUGA